ACCCUCUCCGCCCGCCGGCGAGGCGCGAGGGAACGCUGAGGCGGUGCCGCCCCUCAUGGGACUGGAGGAAGCCGCCGGUCCCCGCGCUUCAGCCAUGUCUGAGGAAGGAGCCGCCAAGCUGCGCCUCAAGCCCAGGAAGGCGCCGCCAUCCUGCAGCCGGGAGCCCAGCCCUGACCGGGACCCCCUUCGCCGGCGCCAGACACUAACUGACAGAUGUUCCUGGUUUGAAAAAGAAGACUUAAAUGAAUGUGAAAAAACAUGGAUUUUGUUACUGGAAGACAUCGCUCAAGAUUUACAAUGCACAAACUGGCAAACCUUGCCCAGUUUUCCAGAGUUCUGUGGAAAGAGUUCUGAGGAAGACAGUCUACAAAAACAAGAAGUCUUCACAAUUGGAAUGAAAGACUUCGAGUGGGUAUCAUUCCCAUCUUUUUGCAAAGAAAAAUGUCUAGAAUCAAAGGACCUUAGCUUGCAUCAACUAACACAGAACCAGAUCAACCAUUUACAUAAAGGACAGGACCAAGCAGAGGAACUGAAAAGUUUACCUUCUACAGCUGAGAAAACAUGCUGUGUAACUUCGACAGAUCAAACCAAAAAUAUGGUUGGGGAAGACACAAAAGGUAUUUCAAACCUGGAUCCAAGUCCCAAAUCAUGGACACUCAUUCAACCCAGUCCUACACGGCACUUGGCAUCAUUGCAAAGCUCUGCAAAAGCUUUUAGCUUUCAACAGCAGCACAAAGUGACUGUCGAGAACAGCAGAGAAAACAGAAAAGAAGAAGAUAGGAAAGAGCUUCAAAUACAAGCACAUCAAAGGAAUGUUUCAUUUGGUGAGGCCAGCUGUGUGCCUGCAGAAAAGCAGUCUCCUGCCAGGAGCGUACCUGGAGCUGAAAGCUGCAAUAGGAGGAUGGAAAAUCUGAGUGAAGGAUCUUCCACUCUUGACAGGUGUCCAAUGUGUCUGAUGCAUUUUAGUGGAACCUUGUCAGAAGGGGACAUUGAUGGUCAUCUUGCGAUGUGCUUGUCUGAAAGUGCAGAUGACAUAACUUGGUAAACCCAGAAGAACGAAGAGCAAAGGAACAAGGCCAAGGAUGGACCUUUCUCACAGGAAAAGGAAUAAUGUGGCAAAGCAGCACACCCUUGCCUCAGACUUGCUUAAGGACCACAAGCCAGUAACUAGUGGAAGGUCAAGUGCCACCUGUGCGUUUGGGGUCUUCUUAUUGUAAAUCCUCUCAAAUGCAUGUGAAAUAGCACCAUUUUCAGAACUAGAACUACAGGACAUGCCAGAGACCCUCAGGGAAAUCAGCCUUGGCACCCCUGCAAUCUGGGUGCUUCUGAAAAAAUGUGCUGUUGUAAAUCCCUGAGGAACAUGUUCUGUCUAAUGCACCACUGCUGUUCUGAAUCUCUAAGUGUAGAAGAAAGCAAGUGAACAAAAGAUAACUAUUAAUAAUCUAAUCCAGAAGUUGACUGACAUUUUUUUUUUCUAAGUAGGUAAUCUGUGAAAAUAAGCUUAACUGAAAAGUCAUUCAAGCUUAGCAUUUUUCAUUAUUUUAAUAUUCAAGUAAGAACUUAUUUGAUCAUACAGUUGAUUUUGUGAAUAUAUCUGUUAAAAAACACAACCCAGACCAAGUAAUGGCUGGGGGUAUUUUUUUUAAUCUUUCUGAAGGAACACAGCUAAGUACAUAACUCUAAACAAAUUAGGGUCCAGAAAGAACACUUAUCCUGCCAGUUCCACAACACUGAAAUGCAAAGCAAGAUUUAAUAGUCAGCCAGCCAAAACAGCUGCUUUUUGUACCAGUUCUUCCCCCCCACACCUGGAAAUCAUCAGUGUUUGAGACAAGAGGAACACCUGAGAGCUGGUUCAGGCUGGAAGGUAUUCAGAACACUCAUCUACUAUUUUAGUAACUUCUUAAUAGGAGCAGGUUAACACUGUAUGAGCUUGAGAAAAGCAACCUCUUCCCUGAAUGACAAUACAUGACAUUUAGUGACAGUUCAGCAGCAAGGAUUGGAAGCGAUGAAGCCAGGCGGAGGCAGCUGUUCAUUCCCCCCAGCAGGCCCUUACUGCUGGAGCCCGGCAGCUCCUCGGGUCCCAGCCUGACAGGUAGAAGGUGGGUCCUGCUCCGGACAAGAGCAGGGCACAGGUGCCCCAAGCAGCUGCUGCCCUCAGAGCUGCCUUCACAGAGAGGGAAGAAGAAGAAACUGACCGAAACCCCGUCAGACACUGGCAUUUGUUCAUCUCAACAAACCUGGGCCCUGGACCUCAAAAAAGAACAGUUCAGGUGCAAUCCAAAGAGAAUAAACACAGAAUACAGUAUCAAAAUACAGGAAGAAUCCUAUAGAUUUACUUUACAGUGGGGUCUCUUUAAAAAGUGCAAGUUGGACAUAGCUCAGUUCACUGAUAAAUAAUAACAGUCUAUUAACUUUUUCAUUAAAGUCUUUAAUAGAUGUGCAAGAAUAUAAAUGAUCUUAGCUGUUAUGGAUUAGUAUACCAUCUUCUGCACAAUUAAAACUGGUCAGCAAAGAUCCCAACUAAUUAUACAAAACUACAAGAACAUAUUUACUGUUUUACAAUCAUUAAAUUAGCUAGAAUUUUCAUUUACUAUUUCAAAUAAGACAGCUAUAUAUCAUUACCAGAUCCAUUUGUAAUAUAUUAGGGUUUUUUUUUUCCAAACCACACAUUUAAUUACAUCCUUCAUUUUCUUUUAUUUAUAAAACAAGUACUUUAUAUAAAAAAAUUCCCCUUCAUCAUGAACAGAACAUUAUUCAAACACUUGCACUCGAGCAACCAAACUUGUAUCCAGCAAACUAUUUGGCAACACAGCAACAUUGUAAAUGCCUGUAAAUUUUUUAAAUAAAAUCAAGUAGUCUUUACAA
Messenger RNA from Tyto alba (common barn owl), 2865 nucleotides. RefSeq names its product FA core complex associated protein 20 (gene FAAP20). The record is from RefSeq and is a predicted model, not a curated record. The transcript has 4 exons. Gene Ontology annotation, molecular function: ubiquitin binding. The coding region runs from base 56 to 1045 and encodes 329 amino acids. Lineage: Eukaryota; Metazoa; Chordata; Aves; Strigiformes; Tytonidae.